Messenger RNA from Notothenia coriiceps (black rockcod), 1792 nucleotides. It is a transcript of the gene afmid, whose product is annotated as arylformamidase. The record is from RefSeq and is a predicted model, not a curated record. NCBI's taxonomy places the organism in Eukaryota, Metazoa, Chordata, Actinopteri, Perciformes, Nototheniidae. The coding region runs from base 160 to 1041 and encodes 293 amino acids. Gene Ontology annotation, molecular function: arylformamidase activity. The transcript has 11 exons.
CAGUAGUUUUCCCUUCCCCCUCUCUGCUGUAAACGCGUUUUCAAGGUCUCGCCAGCAGUUACAGGGAACCGUUCAAAUGUAGCUUUAGUCUAAAGUCCAGUGCUUCAGCUGUGGCUCGGAUUUAUCUGCCUGCAGACUUUGGAAACUGCAGGAGAAAACAUGUCACACUGGACUGAUCUGAAGAAAGAUGAUCUCGAGAAGCAGUACUCCCCCAGCCGGUGGUCGCACAGGAUGUCUGCAGACGACGUGAUCAAAGCUCACGUGAAGGCUCUGAAGGAAGGUACGGAGCGUGCCCGUGGUCUGGCUCAAACGUUGCUCAACGUGCCGUAUGGGGAGGGAGAUGGAGAAAAACUAGAUGUUUACAUACCCAGCACCAACUCUUUGGAUGUCCCCCUUGUUAUUUACCUACAUGGAGGCUACUGGCAGUUUCUCAGCAAGGAGGAUUCAGGAUUCAUGGCUGUUCCACUCGUUGGUAAAGGUGUAGUGGUGGUUGCCGUCGGCUAUGACAUCGCCCCCAAAGGCAACAUGGACCUGAUGGUGUCUCAAGUCCGCCGCAGUGUUGUGUCUGUUGUCCAGCAGUAUUCUCACAUCAGCGGCUUGUACCUGUGUGGUCACUCUGCCGGGGCUCACCUGGCUGCCAUGGUCCUCUCCACUGACUGGUCUGAGUACAGCAUCACUCCUCAGAUUAAAGGUGCUUUCCUUGUUAGUGGAAUAUACGACCUGCUGCCCAUCCUGUCCACCUACGUCAACGAGCCUCUGAAGAUGACAGAGGAGGUGGCGGUGAGGAACAGCCCCAGUCAGCUGGUCCCUCAGCUCAAGCUCUCGUCCUCCAGCUGCCACAUCAUCGUAGCCGUCGCUGAGAACGACUCGCCAGAGUUUCGCAAGCAGUCAGAAGAAUACUACAAAACUUUGGAGGCGUCAGGACUUGAUGUGACCUUGGAAGAUGUGGCCAACACAGACCACUUUAGUAUCAUCGAGCAACUUGUAGAUGGGGAGUAUCACCUGACAAAGCUUCUCUUGGAGACGAUGGGGAAGAGCUGAGGUGGCAGUCUUUGAUGCAUCAUCUAAUAUCCACAUACCUCUGUAUCCACAUGCACCUCAGAACAGGGUCAUUGUGAAAUGAUAAUGAUAAUAUAUGCAUUAUUUCAGGUUUGUACAACAGUAAAUGUACAAUCUUGCAUGGAUUGGUUUGACUAGUUAACUCUAUCAUGACCUCUAUGUUCACUGUAGCUACUACUGUCAGAACCUGAGUCACUAUAAUGAUGGUGAUUGUAGCAAAUUCUACUACUUUUAAACCUGCUCAUAUUCAAACAGACUUUUAACCGACCACAGUGCACAAUGUUAUCAUCAAGAAGUACUGUUCCACCGGCACACUGAGAGUUUUAGAGGUCAUGAUGAGUUUUGGCAUAUUUCCAGUGUUUUGUAAAAGGGUGGGUCUGUCUCUUUUGUGAUUUUCGUUCUUGUGACAAUCUGAACCGCCACUUAAAGACCAUGAGUAAGACAACAAUACUCAUUUCGGGAGUGCUGAUGUAUCAUACAAAAAAGAAUAAAGCUUUUGUUUUGUAUACACAUAUCUCCCCCUGGGAAAUUGAAUGAACACUAUAUAUUUGCACUGUUUAUUUGAGCCUAAUAUAGAAGAUAACUGAUAUUUAAAUGCACAUAUUUUUAAAGAUCAAAUGAGACUAAAUGUCCCUGAUGCACAUUGUUACUGCGCUUGUUCUAGUAUCUUUGGUAAUUGUUUACAAAAUGUCUUAAUCAUUACUGUAGAUUAUAGAGAGAAUCAUCUCAAUAA